Molecule: messenger RNA, 1102 nt
Organism: Siniperca chuatsi (mandarin fish)
Lineage: Eukaryota; Metazoa; Chordata; Actinopteri; Centrarchiformes; Sinipercidae
Gene: atp6v1g1
Product: ATPase H+ transporting V1 subunit G1
Exons: 3
Coding region: 155-511 (118 amino acids)
Biological process (GO): proton transmembrane transport
Cellular component (GO): vacuolar proton-transporting V-type ATPase complex
Molecular function (GO): proton-transporting ATPase activity, rotational mechanism
Source: RefSeq, a predicted model, not a curated record
AAGAACUGUCCACCUCGUGACAAAAUCACGUGAGCGGUCCGCAGCGUGACGUAACAUCAGCUGACUGCGGCCAACAGACGAACAAGACAAAUCCUCCGUCGACCUUCAUUUCGGUGAAUUCCUCCGGUUUGUCCUCCGUUUCAGCGGAUCCAACAUGGCGAGCCAGUCGCAGGGCAUCCAGCAGCUGCUGCAGGCCGAGAAGAGAGCGGCCGAGAAGGUGGCCGAAGCCCGCAAACGUAAGAACCGGCGUCUGAAGCAGGCGAAGGAGGAGGCGCAGGCGGAGAUCGAACAGUACCGACUGCAGAGAGAGAAAGAGUUCAAGACCAAAGAGGCGGCUGCCCUCGGUUCCCAUGGCAACAGCGCGGUGGAGGUGGACCGCGACACUGUCGAGCGGAUGGGUCGUAUCCAGGCCAGUUACCGCGGUAACCGGGAGGAGGUGCUGGGUGAGCUGCUGCGACGCGUCUGCGACAUCCAUCCGGAGUUUCAUGCUAACUACCGCGUGGCCGGCUGAGUGGGCGGGGCCACAAGGCCGCAGGGGGCGGGACAAACAGAGGAGACAUGGACGUUAGCAACAUUAGCUUCAAAAAACAAACAAAAUUGUCUGAAAUUCUCUUAUUUUUAAGGUGCGAAGUUCAUUACUUCCUGUUUUCCUGCUCCGGACAAAGAGAACAUUAAUAACUGUUGUUACCGUGUUGAUGUUUACGAAAUAUUUCUAUAUAUCGAAGCAAUUUUUCUUUGUUUUGUUAAAUCUUUCCUGAAUCUAACAAAAUAAGUCUUUCUUCAGUGUAUCUCUGUGAGGUUUUUAGAGAAAAUCAGCCAAUCAGCUGUCAGAUUUAAUGAGCUGAUCGGUUGUUUUUCUCUGAACUCUCUCCUCCAAUCAGGACGCACGACUCGUCUCUGCCUUCUAACCUGAUUGGCUGGAGAAAGUGAAAAGGCUUUAAUUGUGAAGCUCUUGCGUAUUUCCACAGCGCUUUUGGUUGUUUCCUGUGUGUGACCAUGUGACUUCCUGUUGUUGUGAUCACUUCCUGUUGAUGUUUGUGAAGUGAUUGAUGAUGAAAAAAAUGAAAAUAUUAAACUAAAUGUUGACUGGCUGAAACUGUAA